UGUUCAAUUCGGAUCGGGACGUCCCCUUAAGUUCUCUAUCGUUCUAUGUCUGUCGAUCGCAUCGGCGUCUUUUCACUUUGACUCGUGCGUGCCAUUGUGAUCGACGUCUCUUUUCACGAGCACAUUACGAAAAUCAUAGUUAUCGACACAGUCGCGCGCUAUGUACGUCUGGAUCGUGCAACAACUCCCGAUGCCACAGGUGUCGAACGUCUUUUACCCGUUCAACACCAGCUUAGAGGAAGAAAUGAAAAGAUUGUUCACCGAUCUAUCGAUCGAAACUACGACUGAACCUCAACAGAAUGUCGAGGAUGUAAUGGAAGAGUUCCGUCACAAUGGCCGCGAUUUCGAAUACUGUCCAGACCUGGACAGCGACAAAGUACCAGAGACGACACCACGACGCAAAAAGAACAAGAAACCGUUGCCCACGGAAUGUGUUUUCUGUAAAAACAACGGCGAGGAGGAGAAUUAUUACCGGCAACACUUACUGAAAGACGCAAAUGGCCGCAUCAUAUGUCCAGUCUUAAGAGCGUACACGUGUCCGAUUUGUGGCGCGUGUGGCGAUGCGGCCCACACCGUCAAGUACUGCCCCAAGAGCAUGAAGAAUGGAACCUCCUUAACGACGGUGAACGCAUUCAAGCUUUUGAGAAACUCGAUGGGCAAACGACGCACCAAGUAAAACGCACGGUGCAACGCUCGUUGCACGUGUCCCCUGUGACGUUAUUGUUGUGCCAUAAGCGACGUAAGGUUUUUUUUGUCGAGGGUUUUGACGUUCCGGGGUGGCCUCGAAAUUCAACAUCUUCGAACCGAUAUCAUCUGCUGGCAGGUAAUCGCGCCGUCGCACUCUUCGACGUAAGC
Molecule: messenger RNA, 855 nt
Organism: Colletes gigas
Lineage: Eukaryota; Metazoa; Arthropoda; Insecta; Hymenoptera; Colletidae
Gene: nanos
Product: nanos homolog 3
Exons: 3
Coding region: 161-676 (171 amino acids)
Biological process (GO): negative regulation of translation; oogenesis
Cellular component (GO): perinuclear region of cytoplasm
Molecular function (GO): mRNA binding; zinc ion binding
Source: RefSeq, a predicted model, not a curated record